AUGGAAGGAUACACAAUUGAAGAUAUAUUAAUAACAUAUAAAGCUGAUGACUGCCAAAAAAGGGUCUAUCAUCGAACUGUUUAUUCAAAUAAGAAACCUUUUUCGCAUUUCAUUAAUCUAAACCAGCUUAAUUCAAAACAAGAUCAUUCACAAUCAAAUGUUAAGGAAGAAACAAUAUUCAACGUCAAAUUUAAGCCUGGAGUUCCGUAUAGUGACGUUGUCAAGAAUCUUCAUACUUACAUUUCUCUUAUAUCUGGUGCAGGAUUUUCAAAACACAUCGAAUUGACAUCACUCCUAAACUUUCAUUGCCCAACAGAAACUACAUUACUUGCGCAUCUAAAGAGCAUAUUGCCAGAUCUUGAGAAAGUUGCAACAGCAAGUUGUGAAGCUAAUAUACAAGAAAUUCUUAAACAUGAUUCAGAAUACAAAUUUAAUGUUUCAUUAGAUUGCGCAUGGAGUUCUAAGCGCGAUGCUUUACAUGCCGUCAUUACGCUUAUAGAUAUAAAUACAAACAAAAUAUUAGAUUUUAGAAUAGUUUCAAGGCAUCCAGAAUUAAUAAAAUUCAAAAGUCCCAAAAUUUUGGUUGAACCAAAAAUUUCACCAGGAUUAAUGGAAAGCUAUGCAUUACGUGAUAUGUUGAAAUCUGAUUUAUGGAAAAAAAUAAAAGUUUUUUGUUCAGAUGGUGA
Messenger RNA from Trichomonas vaginalis G3, 686 nucleotides. RefSeq lists its product as uncharacterized. The transcript has a single exon. The annotation marks the transcript as partial. Lineage: Eukaryota; Parabasalia; Trichomonadida; Trichomonadidae. The record is from RefSeq and is a predicted model, not a curated record.